GGUACAGCAGUGCAAUUAUACAAGUAAUCCUAGGACAAUGGUUGCUAAUAAGCUGGUCAUCUUGAUGGCUGCCCUGGCAGUCGGAAAUGCAGUGCCGGUAUGGAUCACUGGAGCUGAAUUCCUACCUACCACAUACAUGCGCAUCGGUCGGUCUCCGAACGUCGCGUUUGGUUUCGGCAGCGGGUUCAGCAGCAACAUUGGCGGCAUCGCACACGCCACAGGCAUGAGCUCCUCGUUCUCCACCGGAGACGCCCAAGCUUACGGCUCAGGCAUGGCCGGGGGCGACAACGGCUACGCCCGAGGGGUUGGCGUCGCCAACGCAAGACCAUCGUACCCACCGAUGCCUUAUAACAACAAUGGAUUUGGACGCUUUGGAUCAGCUGUGUCAUCAGCACAAAACUUUGGAGAUUACAGCUCGGCUAUCUCAUCUGCUCAAUCGCAUGGACAUAAUGGAGCCGCAGCAUCAGCUGUCCAAAGCGCUGGACCAGCUCGUUACCAAUCAGCCGUAUCAUCUGCUCAGAAUUUGGGUUUGGGAUAUCAAUCUGCCGUAGCUGCAGCUAAUAGCCAUGACGGGCACUAUGGAUCCGCUAUGUCGGCUGCUAACAGUGGCUAUGACGGUGCUAUUGCCCAGUCUAGAAAUGAUAUAAGUGGCUAUGGUGCUGCGGUGUCUGCAGCGCAGAAUAUCAAUGGAUACAGAGCUAGCACGGCUCAAGCUGUGCAGCAACAAGGUGGAGCUCUUCAGCAAAGUGGUGCUUCCAGCAUUAAUGCUCCUGGCAUUCAGGCUGCUCAGUCACAUGCUGUUAACACGGGGUACUACUAAGUUAUAAUUAAAUUAGUUACUUAAUGUAUUCUUUUGUAAAAAAUGGUUACUUAGACACUGAGAUGACCAAUACUUGCUUAUCUCACUGUCUUUGUACAUUUGUAUGGGUACGAAAGGACAACACACAAUCAAAAUGGUAAUUGCUAUUGUUUGGGAGAAUAUAACAUAAGGAAUUGUCAAUAAAAGACUGACAGAUACUUAAAA
Messenger RNA from Plodia interpunctella (Indianmeal moth), 1024 nucleotides. Its product is annotated as filaggrin-2-like. The transcript is spliced from 2 exons. The record is from RefSeq and is a predicted model, not a curated record. Bases 38 to 820 code for a protein of 260 amino acids. Lineage: Eukaryota; Metazoa; Arthropoda; Insecta; Lepidoptera; Pyralidae.